AUGACUCUCAAGAAGGAGGAAAUGAAGUUCGUGCGUCACCAGCAGGUCAGCCAGCUUUUCCAUAACAAGUUCAUUGUGGUGUUGGGAGACUCCAUUCAGCGCUCUGUCUACAAAGACCUUGUCUUGCUUUUACAGAAAGAUGAAUACCUCCACCAAGCACAACUUAAAAGAAAGUACAUGAAGAGCAUCAUGGAGGACUUCUGCCAUGGGUUGAAACCAGAUUUGGUCAUCGUCAACUCCUGCGUUUGGGACAUUUCAAGGUACAAUUCAAAAUGGGAGGCCGGGUACAAGGACAACCUCCUAAAGUUUUUUGAAGAACUGCUUUGCAUCCUGCCAGAAGAAAGCUUGGUCAUCUGGAACCUCACCAUGCCCCUUGGAGAGCGCAUCAAAGGGGGGUUCCUGGUUCCUGAGAUCUCGCACAAGGCGGCUCAUCUACGCCACGAUGUGAUCGAAGCCAAUUUCUACAGCGGACUCCUGGCUCAAGACUGCAAGUUGGACGUGCUGGACCUCCACUUCCACUUCCGCCACUCUCUCCGGCAUCGCGCCGCCGACGGCGUCCACUGGAACGCCCUGGCCCACCGCCGAAUAAGCACCCUGCUGGUGCUACACGCCGCAGACGCCUGGGGCGUGGACCUGCCGCUCAACUCUCUCGCGGACGUUUCCGUUGCCCAUCUACUGCCAGGCUUGGAAAGUGAGCGGCGCGUCGUGAGGCCGCCGAGAAUCAACUGGUCGCCUCGUCCCCCCCUCGGUGACUUUAACAACUUUUACGCGGACCCUUCGGCGUACGCCCUCCAUUAUGCCGUUGACUACGCACCUUACUCUCAUCAUGGCUGGCCCCCGGCAUAUUACGACGAGCCGUUGGUGAUGAGGACCAGGCGCGCCAGGUACCAGUACAUGCCUUACACCCAUCACAGGCCUCAUCAGCACUACUAG
Syngnathus typhle (broad-nosed pipefish) is the source of this 933-nucleotide messenger RNA. It is a transcript of the gene fam113, whose product is annotated as family with sequence similarity 113. The transcript is spliced from 8 exons. The record is from RefSeq and is a predicted model, not a curated record. Lineage: Eukaryota; Metazoa; Chordata; Actinopteri; Syngnathiformes; Syngnathidae. The coding region runs from base 1 to 933 and encodes 310 amino acids.